Messenger RNA from Symbiodinium natans, 1227 nucleotides. Lineage: Eukaryota; Dinophyceae; Suessiales; Symbiodiniaceae. The record is from the annotation of a GenBank genome assembly.
AUGCUCGAAUGGGUCAACUCUUGGCAGGGACUGCAUGAGCUGCUGAUCACAAACUCCCUGUAUCCAAAGGACUCGGAGUGGAUCUCGGAGGAGUUCCUAGACACCACCCGCCGUGAGAGCACGAUGACCACCGCCACAGGCGCGCUGUUCGGAGAUGUGGAGAUCAGCCACUCGGGCCUGAAGACACUCGUCGACCUGGGGCGUAAGGAGCAUUGGCUCAUCGAUGUAGAUCACGUGGAGCUGCAUGCCACGACCAUCCUCGGCGCGGGCGGCUUCGGCAUUGUCUGCGAGGGUACCCUCUGCGGCGCGACAGUUGCCAUCAAGUUUCCCAGGAAGAGCACCAAGAACUCCACAUCGCAGACGCCGAACACGCGAGACCACGUCCUGAUCAUGAACUACCUGACGGAGCUCCGUCUGCUCCGCUACGUCCGACAUCCGAACAUCGUCGCCUUCUUCGGUGCGACCGUGGACGUGGACAACCUCGAGAUGAUCUUGAUCUUCGAGAAGAUGGAAGGGAGCACCCUGAGCAAGUUCAUCGACGAGAGCCCGGCGGAGGUGAAGCGACUGCACGUUCUGGUGGACGUUGCGAAGGCGCUGGUGUACCUCCAUGGGCUCCUGCCGGCGGUGGUCCACGGGGACCUGAAGGGCGAGAACAUCUUCGUGGACACCACGCGCGAGCGGAUCGUGGCGAAGCUCGGGGACUUCGGCCUCGCGCGGAGGGCAACCUCCUUCGCUCGUGGAAUGGGUGGCACAGUGCGCUGGUCUGCCCCAGAGGUGCUUCAAGGGCAGCUGCCCCCAUCCACCGCGGCAGAUGCGUACAGUUUCGGCCAGCUCGCCUACUUUGUCGUCUCGGGCCUCAUCCCCCUGAUCGAGCUGAAGCGUCAUGAGAUCGCCAGUGCGCUCGCCAAGGGGUACGUCCCGAACGAGAAGUGGCCCACCAACUAUUUUUCAAACAGGAUUCGCGAGAUCUCCGAGGCCUGUCGAAAGCCAGACCCCUCAGCCCGUCUCUCCAUGAAGGAGGCGUGGCACCAGCUUGGGCAAGUUGAGGACCCCGCAAAGCCCAAGGGAAAGAUCCGCAGCUGGCUGGGCGGCAAAAACACCCGAGGUGAGGAGAUGGUCCAUCCUUUCGGCAUCGUGCCGAUGCCAGACCUGCCUCCAGCGCCGGCAGGGGAUGACAGCGAUUGCCUUUUGAAUUGGUCGAACUCCGUGGGAGAUUGCACCCUAUAA